UCCUCGGGAUGACUGCCCUUUGCCUGCUKAAGCUUUUACGCCAAGCCACCAGAAAGGAGAACAGAUUCACGAGGAGUCUCUGUGGUGCCAUCCUAGCAGAGACCCCACAAAGGAGGAUCCUUUCUGAACCCUCCCUGGUGGUGCCAGAUUCUACCAAGCCACCUGUGUUGGGAGCUACAAACCCCUUUUGCACAGCCGUAAAAUCUGGCGCAGACCCGAAAAGGAAGGCGGCGUUCGGGAGCGUUGGGAGGAGAAUUCCCUAUCGGAUUUUGCAUGUCAUCAACGAGAAUGGAGAGAGCUUGGGGAACAUGCACCGAGCGGAGGCGCUCAAGCUCAUGGAYCAGCACAACCUGAAGCUGGUUCUGCUUCGUGAGAGCGCCGAGCCCCCCGUGUACAGACUCAUGACGGGGAAGCAGAUUCACGAAGAGCAGCUCCGUCGUGCAGAGAAGAAAAAAGCAAGUGCUAAAGCAGAGCAGGUUCGGAAGGAGUUAUCCUUUUCUUCAAGUAUCGCCAGGAAUGACCUAGAGACCAAGACUAAGCAGAUAGCACAGUGGAUUGAGAAGAAGUACCACGUGAAAGUCACCGUGCGCCAGGCGAAAGACAGCGCUGCGGACAUGUUCACGGUUUUUGAUCAGAUUUUGAAGACUGUGUCUGAGAAAGCCACUUACCUUUCCAAGCCAAAAGUGAUUAAAGAGGGAGUGAGUACCUGUGUUUUGAGGCACAUGUCUGAAAAGGAGUUGAAAGCACAGCAGAAACUAGAAAAACAGAAACUGGAAAAUUCUAUCCCUGUAGCAAGGAAAGAUGAGAAUGAAGCUCCAAAAUCAAGUGAGUUGAAUCAGUAACUUUAAUGAAUAUGUGUGAAUAGUAUUAAAUUCUCAAUAAUAAUAAUAAAAAAAAAAAGUUAUUGUCA
Molecule: messenger RNA, 910 nt
Organism: Nothoprocta perdicaria
Lineage: Eukaryota; Metazoa; Chordata; Aves; Tinamiformes; Tinamidae
Gene: MTIF3
Product: mitochondrial translational initiation factor 3
Exons: 3
Coding region: 9-842 (277 amino acids)
Biological process (GO): ribosome disassembly; mitochondrial translational initiation
Cellular component (GO): mitochondrion
Molecular function (GO): ribosome binding; translation initiation factor activity
Source: RefSeq, a predicted model, not a curated record